CUCUCUCGCAGUCCAGCCAUAAAUCCCACAGAGCACGCGCACACAGGAGAAGGAAGGGCUUGGGGGGAGGGGAAGAAGGCUGCCCUCCGCCGCCGCCCCCCCGCCCGCGGCCCGCCUGGCCCUCGCGCCUGCUGUUUCGCAGGACCGAGAACCUUCCCGCGCGCCGCAUCGCUCGCAAAGACGGAGGGGAAGGCAGCUCCUCGUCAAACCGGGGGCCUCGCCUAAGUGGCAGUCCCGCCGGCCAUGAGUAGCGCGCUCGGUCCCGCGGGACGUCAUUAUGGGGGUGCUCCUCUUUCGAGGGGCCGCCUCCUCCUGCAGUGCAACGGGAAGCCUGUGGGGACUCUUUUGAGGAGGGGAGUUGGGACCGGAGGAGGAGGAGGAGGAGGAGGAGGAGGAGGAGGAAGAGCAAGUCACGCAGCCGGGGCCGCUCGGCACUCCCGGGCGGGGGAGCACUCCGGGCUCGGCCCUCCUGCUCCGGCUCGGUGGCGUGCUUCAGAAAACUCUCGGUGGCGCACUGCAGCGACCACGCUGGGCGGCCCGCCCGAGGGGGGCAGGCAGCCUUCUCCGAAGCUCCGCCGCUGUCUGAACAGGCCUGCCCUCUCGCUUCACCCCUGGGCGCGCCGCCGACGCUCCAGCGCUCAGCCCUCCUGCUCUGGAUCGGGGGCGAUCUUUAUCAGGUCGUCGAUGCGUAGGAUGGUUAUCGCCGCCUCGGUGGCGAACUUCAGCGACUUGAGCUUGGAGACCAUGGGCUCGAGGACCCCUGCGGCGACCGAGUCGCGCACGCCCCCGUUGGUCAGGUCCAGCCCGUACCACCUGUAGUCCCUCUUCUUCUGGUCGGCGCCGCUCGCCUGGGCCGCGUGGUGGCGCACGCGCAGAGUCGCCAGGAGGUCCACCGCGUCCAGGGCGGCGUUCUGCGCGAGCGUCUUCGGGAUCGUCAGCAGCGCCUCGGCAAACUCCGCGAUGGCCCACUGCUCGUAGGAGUCGAAGGUGCGGGCGUGGUCCUCCAGGUGCAGGCUGAGCGCGGUCUCCACGGCGCCGCCGCCCGGCACCACUGCGUUGGACUCGAGCGUCCUCGAGACGGCGCAGAGGGAGUCGUGCACGGAGCGCUCGGCCUCGUCCAGCAUGAACUCGUUGGCACCGCGCAGCAGGAUGGUGCAGGCCUUUGUCGCCUUGGUGCCCUUGACGAACACGAAGUCGUUGUCGCCCACCCGCUGCUCGCACACCUCCUCUGCCUGGCCGAGGAACUUGGCGUCGAACUCCUCCUCGCCGUCCAUGGUGGCCAUGGUGAGCACGACCUGCCCGCCGGUGCACUUGGCGAGGCGGCGGAUGUCCUUCUUGUCGACGCGGCGGACUGCCAGGACGCCGCCCUCGACCAGGUACUUCAUGGCAAAAUCGUCGAUGCCCCUGGUGGUGAACAGGGCGGUACACCCUGCGUCGAGGAUCUUCUUGAUUUUGUCCUUCGUGAAGUUCAUCUCCUUCUGGCGAACCUUCUCGAGCUCUGCGGGAUCGUCGAUCACGAUGUUCACUCCCAUCGACAUCUUGUGCUUCUUCAGGUCAAAGUCCAGCAAGGCAAUCUUCGCGGACGUCACGGACAUCGGCAUCUCUUGCGAAGCGCGCCCCAGCCUCAGCGCAUAGCCGUUCGGGAGCAGCAUCGACUCUGCGGAGCUCUGCCCGUGGGACUUGAUGAUGUUGACCUGGCCGACGGGGUACUUCGCCUUGCCAUCGAAGCCGAUUAUCUUGACGGCCUUGACAGCAUCGACCACGAUCUUCGAGAAGAUGUGCUCGUCAGACCCCCCGACAAACUUCGAGGAGAGGGAGGUGCGCGCGAUCUGGCUCAAGAUGUCCUGCUCCAGCUGGUCGACCUUAAUGCUCAGGUUGCCCUGGAUAAACUUCAGGCAUUCGCGCAUGGCGAUGCGGUACCCAGAGAUGAUCGUUGUCGGGUGUAUGUUGUUCUUCACCAGCUCGUUCGCACGCUUCAGGAGCUCGGCCGCCACGAUCACGACAGAAGUAGUGCCGUCCCCGACCUCGCUGUCCUGCAGGUGGGCCAGGUCUACCAGCACCUAAUUGGACCCGGGUGCUCCACCUCCAGCAUCUUGAGGAUCGUCGCCCCGUCGUUCGUGAUCGUCACGUCGCCGAUGUCGUCCACCAGCAUCUUGUCCAGGCCUUGUGGCCCGAGGGACGACUUCAUGAUGUUGGAGAUCGCCAUGACCGCGACCACGUUCGCGGACGAACGUCCUGCCCGGUCUCGCGCUCGCCUCCGAGGAUCAGGCCCGUCUCCGCCAUGGGGCCCGCGGGGGGGACGGCUGGCACGGCUCGCCUCUGUAACGCCCUCCCCCCCAGGGCCUCAAGAGGGCCCAGCUCGAGCCGAAACGGCU
Molecule: messenger RNA, 2375 nt
Organism: Prorocentrum cordatum
Lineage: Eukaryota; Dinophyceae; Prorocentrales; Prorocentraceae
Source: the annotation of a GenBank genome assembly